Daphnia pulicaria is the source of this 2895-nucleotide messenger RNA. RefSeq names its product advillin-like. Lineage: Eukaryota; Metazoa; Arthropoda; Branchiopoda; Diplostraca; Daphniidae. Gene Ontology annotation, biological process: actin polymerization or depolymerization; actin filament severing; cytoskeleton organization. Gene Ontology annotation, cellular component: actin cytoskeleton; cytoplasm. Gene Ontology annotation, molecular function: actin filament binding; phosphatidylinositol-4,5-bisphosphate binding. The record is from RefSeq and is a predicted model, not a curated record. The transcript is spliced from 14 exons. The coding region runs from base 127 to 2661 and encodes 844 amino acids.
ACUCGUUUCUAUCCCUAAACUAGGCUGAUAGAGAUUACAGGUCGCAUUCGGUUCCGUUAUCCGGCAACUGCAGUACAGAGCACCGAGUCUUCUUCACGAAUUUUCUCUCCUUUACAAUUCAGCGCCAUGACCACCCCCACCAACCACCACAAAGUCGUCGAUCCGGCUUUCAUUGCUGUGUCCAAGGACAGUACCGCCUUCAUCAUCUGGCGUGUCGAAGAUUUGAAGCUUGUGCAGCUACCUAAAGAGGCAUAUGGCAAAUUCCAUGCCGGUGACUCGUACCUGAUUUUCAGCGCUUUCGAAACUGGCCAGCCUUGUGGCACUCUUCUCCAGCAAAUUAAAGCAGCAUCAAGCGGAAAACUUGAACGUUUCAUUCACUAUUGGCUCGGAACGGAAACUACCCAAGAUGAAGCUGGCGUAGUUGCCAUUAAGGCUGUCGAGCUGGAUGAUUAUUUGGGUGGCUCACCUGUCCAGCAACGUGAAGUCGAAGGCAGCGAGUCUACUCGAUUCAUGACUUAUUUCAAGGAUGGCAUUAGGAUUUUGCCUGGAGGAGCUGCAUCUGGUUUCAAACAUGUAACGGAUGAAUUCCAUCCUGCUCUGUACUCGGUUAAAGGCAAACGGAAUCCGAUUGUGCGCCAACUUCCGGAAGUCUCCUGGUCUCUGAUGAACGAAGGCGAUGUUUUCGUAUUGGAUUGCAAGAAAUUCAUUUUCGGAUGGGUUGGUCGAUCUGCUAAUAACAUGGAGAAAAUGCACGCUGCCAAGCUUGCGCAAUCCUUGAAGGGUGAUCAUGGUGAAUCCUACAGCACUUUGGUCAUCGUCGAAGAUGGCCAAGAACUUGCGUUGCCAGAUGCUGAGAGAGCAGCAUUUGAAGCUAUGCUCCCCAUUAAGGACAAAAAACUGAAAGCUGCCGAUGCCGAAAAAGAUGAAGCCGUGGAAACUACCACUUUCACUGAGAUUAAACUGUACCGUUGCACGGAUGAAGAUGGUACUUUGAAAGUCACCGAGAUCAAGAAAGGACCCCUUUUCCAAGCUGAUUUGAAGUCUGAAGACAGCUUCAUUAUUGACAAUGGCGCUAAUGGUAUUUUCGUCUGGGUUGGCAAGAAAGCAACUCAACAAGAACGCACAGAGGCAAUGAGAAAUGGCCAGAGCUUUGCCAAGAAGAAGGAAUACCCACCAAACACCAACGUGGUCCGCGUUCUCGAUGGAGGUGAACCUGCAGAGUUCAAGUCCUUGUUUCGCGACUGGAAAGUACGCGAUCAAGCUGUUGGCUUUGGAAGACAAGCUUCAACUAGCAAAAUCGCCAAAGUUGUUCAAACGAAAUUUGACGCAUCGACCCUCCACGAGAAUCCCAAGGCUGCCGCUAAAGCAGGAAUGGUUGACGAUGGCACUGGUAAAAAGGAAGUUUAUCGCAUUAUCGAUAAGGAGCUGUCUCCAGUUCCUCACUCUGAGCACGGCAAGUUUUACUCUGGCGAUUGCUACGUCAUCAAUUACGCGUACACAGCCGGCGGUACUGAAAAGAACAUCAUCUAUUAUUGGCUGGGUGCCACUGCCGGACAAGAUGAAAAGGGUACUGCUGCAGUGAUGGCCGUUUCCUUGGAUAACAAACUCGGAGGUCGAGCUGUUCAAAUCCGUCUUAUCCAAGGAAAAGAACCGGAGCAUUUCCUGGCCAUGUUUGGUGGCAAGCUGAUUAUUUACUCGGGUGGACGGGCUUCUUCUUUCGAGUCCCAAGAAGGUGAAAAAGAUGAUGUUUUGGGAAACACUUACAUUCUCCAAGUUCGCGGUAAUGCCGCUCACAACACUAAGGCUAUUCAGGUUCCACUGAAAGCCUCUUCUCUCAAUUCCAACGAUGUCUUCAUUUUGUUUUCGCCAACUGUCGUUUUCAUUUGGUGCGGCAAGGGUUGCACUGGCGAUGAGCGUGAAAUGGCCAAGAAAGUCGCGGCUGAUGGUAAAGCUGAUUCGCAGAUUAUGGCCGAAGGUCAAGAAAAGGAUGAAUUUUGGACAUUGCUUGGAGGCAAAGGCCCUUACAUAACAGACAUGCGAACAGCCGAGGAGAUUCAUGAACAUGAACCACGUCUCUUCCAGUGCUCAAAUGCCACCGGAAACAUAAAGGUAGAGGAAAUCCUUGAAUUUAAUCAAACCGAUUUAGCCGAGGAGGACGUGAUGGUGCUUGAUGCUUGGCAUUCAAUCUUCAUCUGGGUUGGUGUCAAUUCCAACAAACAAGAAGUCGCUUUGGUUGAAAAGGGCGUUGUCGAAUACUUGCGCACCGAUCCUAAGGGACGUGAUAUGGAUACUCCAAUUCUUAAGGUUCACCAGGGCUGCGAACCGCCCACUUUCACGGGAUUUUUCGGUGCUUGGGACCCCACCAGCUGGGAGAACCGAAUGGAUUUCGAGAAAAUGAAAGCAGAACUCAUGAAAACCAAUCCCAACAUGACAAUUACCAUGUCCAUUAAGGGUGUUGGAGGUGAGAAAAAUCGAUAUCCGCUAGUUGUUUUGCAAGAGAAGGACGCAGAGAAGCUUCCCGCUGACGUAAAUCCCAGUCAGAAGGAGCUGUCUCUUCACGAUGCCGAGUUUUCCCGUGUGUUCAAAAUGGAACGUGCCGCUUUUGACGCGUUGCCUGGAUGGAAGCGCGAUCAAUUGAAGAAGGGUGCUGGCAUUUUUUAAUUUUUAAGUUUGAUCCAAGUAAAAAAUAAGAAAAGGAAAUAGUGGAACUAAGGUUUUAUCCUGUCGCUUUACGUUUCUUCCUGUUAAUUCCGCUGCCAUCUUUAUUCUUUAUCCCUUUCGCCCUAAUUUGAGAUUUUAUGUUUUCGGGCCAUCGGCCAAGAGGCCGGUUUUAAUCACAUAUAUGUUCCCCCAUUAUAAGUAUCGCUGGCAUGUCCAAUAGAAACAAUGAAAAUA